GGGAAGUACCGCGGGCCCCGCACAGCCUUCACCAGCCAGCAGCUCCUGGAGCUGGAGAACCAGUUCAAGCUCAACAAGUACCUGUCCAGACCCAAGCGCUUUGAGGUGGCCACGUCGCUGAUGCUCACCGAGACGCAGGGGAAGAUCUGGUUCCAGAAACGCCGCAUGAAGUGGAAGCGGAGCCGCAAAGCAAAGGAGCAGGGCGCUCAGGUGGAGGCUGAGAAGCAACGAGGGCUCACCAAAGCCUGCGAGAAGCUGCUGCCCAGCGAGCCCCGGGGACAGGCUGCCGAAAGCCCCGAGUUCCUGGGGUGCAGCCCCAGCUCAGGCUUCCUGCACCGCAGCACUGCUGAGCUGGGCUACGGCCUGGACUCCUCCUGCUCAGGGGGCGAGGAGGAAGAAGAAGAGGAAGAGGAUGAGAUGGGUGCCACAGAGAGGAAGAUUGGCUCUGUGUUGUGA
Phaethon lepturus (White-tailed tropicbird) is the source of this 456-nucleotide messenger RNA. It is a transcript of the gene MNX1, whose product is annotated as motor neuron and pancreas homeobox 1. The annotation marks the transcript as partial. Lineage: Eukaryota; Metazoa; Chordata; Aves; Phaethontiformes; Phaethontidae. The record is from RefSeq and is a predicted model, not a curated record. Gene Ontology annotation, cellular component: nucleus. Gene Ontology annotation, molecular function: sequence-specific double-stranded DNA binding. The transcript has 2 exons. Gene Ontology annotation, biological process: endocrine pancreas development; central nervous system development; spinal cord motor neuron cell fate specification.